Molecule: messenger RNA, 255 nt
Organism: Coccidioides posadasii C735 delta SOWgp
Lineage: Eukaryota; Fungi; Ascomycota; Eurotiomycetes; Onygenales; Onygenaceae
Source: RefSeq, a predicted model, not a curated record
AUGAGAUUGUCUGGUCUACAGCGCCAGGUUCUGGCUUUAUAUCGUCAAUGUUUGAGGGAAAUUAGAAAAAAGCCCGUGCUAAUCACAAAGCCUCAGGGUUCUCAAGCAAAUUUCAAGCGCUAUGCCAGGCAAGAGUUUCAGAAGAAUCGAGACGUGAACAGGAAGGAUUUCGCUACCAUCGAGUACCUCUUACGCAGAGGGCAAAAACAAUUGGAAAUGUAUGCUUCUCCAGGAAUCCGAAAUAUUACCCCGUGA